GUGACACCAUAAGUCGAGACAAGAGGACAUGGCCUGGCUACUGAACAAUGAAAGAUUCCUUGAUAUUCUAGCCAAUUCGUUUGACUAGAAAACAGGAAAAUUUACCCCUUUUAAGGUGGUAGAGGUUGCAAAAUUAAAGAAGGCAUCUGUUUUUUCCGCAUAAACAUUUUGUUUUCAGAUUUGCAUAAACAGAAUUCACUUCAAAGUUAGAAAUUAUUGCACAGAACCUGCUCUAUCAUUCACAUAACAUAAGAAUUCUGGAGGGGUUUUCUGCUCUCAUAGCAAAACUGUCAGAAGCCUCAAAAGGGGAUUUGCUUAUCAUAGUUAUUCUUGCAACAUAGGAUAUGGCAGCAGAACCUGUUAAUGUCAAUGGAUUUCAAGAAUUAGCGAGGCAAGCCCUUCCAAAAAUGUACUAUGAUUUCUUCGCUGGAGGAGCAGAGGAUCAAUAUACCUUAAAAGAGAAUGAGGAAGCAUUUCAUAGAAUCACUAUUCAGCCUAGAAUUCUUCUGGAUGUGAGCAGCAUUGAUUUAUCAACUACGGUAUUAGGUUACAAUAUCUCAAUGCCAAUUAUGAUUGCUCCAACUGCUAGGCAUAAGCUGGCAAACCCUUCAGGAGAGAUUGCCACCGCCAGAGCAGCAUCUGCAUGUAACACGAUAAUGGUUCUAUCUAUUUCAUCUACCUGUACUUUGGAGGAAGUAGCUGCCUGCUGCAAUGCUGUUCACUUCUUCCAGUUAUAUGUGUAUAAGAGGCGGGAUAUAUCAGCUAAGCUGGUGCAAAGAGCUGAAAAUAAUGGAUAUAAGGCUAUUGUCCUAACCGGUGAUUCUCCAAGACAUGGUCGCAGGGAGGCAGACAUUAAGAACAAGAUCAUUGUGCCUGAACUGAAGAACCUUGAGGGUCUAUUAUCAACUAAAAUUGUCACUGAUGGAGGUUCAAAUCUAGAUGCUCUGGCCAAUUGGACCCGUGAUCCUUCUUUUUGUUGGGAGGACAUCGGAUGGUUGAAAUCUAUUACAAAAUUGCCAAUUCUGAUCAAAGGGGUACUCACUCAAGAAGAUGCAAUGAAGGCGCUGGAAGUCGGUGUUGAUGCGAUUAUUGUCUCCAAUCACGGAGCUCGCCAGCUGGAUUAUAGUCCUCCCACGAUAUCUGUUCUGGAAGAGGUGGUUCAUGCUGUUGAUGGAAAAGUUCCAGUUUUCCUUGAUGGAGGAGUGCGGCGAGGAACAGAUAUUUUCAAGGCAAUGGCUCUUGGUGCUCAAGCUGUCCUAGUUGGAAGGCCAGUUAUCUAUGGACUUGCAGCCAAGGGGGAAUACGGAGUCAGACGAGUCCUUGAAAUGCUUAAGGAUGAGCUUGAACUUGCUAUGUCCCUUUCUGGUUGUUCUAGUGUGAAGGAAAUUACCAGGAGUCAUGUCAGAACCAAACAUGAUCACCUCCUCUCAAUGCUUUAGUACUCAUCCAGAAGAAACAAAUGUCCUACGCAUGGACAGUGCCAAUAAUUUUUAUCAGGCAUCAAAUAAGUGGAAUCCUUGUCUUAACAAGGUUGCUACUAAGAAUGAAAACAUUGUAGUCUACUCAUUCCUCAAGUGGAAGGACGCCAUAGAUCCAUUUCUAACAUUAUUUUGUUUGAGACUAUUGACUAUUCAUAAAUGAUACGAGAUAUAUUAAAUAAUAAUUUUAUAAUA
Messenger RNA from Theobroma umbraticum, 1673 nucleotides. RefSeq names its product peroxisomal (S)-2-hydroxyacid oxidase GLO4-like. Lineage: Eukaryota; Viridiplantae; Streptophyta; Magnoliopsida; Malvales; Malvaceae. Gene Ontology annotation, molecular function: oxidoreductase activity; FMN binding. The record is from RefSeq and is a predicted model, not a curated record.